Messenger RNA from Eremothecium gossypii ATCC 10895, 2640 nucleotides. RefSeq names its product AER183Cp. The transcript has a single exon. Gene Ontology annotation, biological process: DNA-templated transcription; regulation of DNA-templated transcription. NCBI's taxonomy places the organism in Eukaryota, Fungi, Ascomycota, Saccharomycetes, Saccharomycetales, Saccharomycetaceae. The record is from RefSeq and is marked provisional. Gene Ontology annotation, molecular function: DNA binding; zinc ion binding; DNA-binding transcription factor activity, RNA polymerase II-specific. The coding region runs from base 1 to 2640 and encodes 879 amino acids.
AUGGAAGGUGCAAAUUUUUCGGUGAGGUUCGGGCCGGAGCAACGGCGCUCGCCGAUUGGCUGGCGGGGCCGAUUCCGAGAACGGCAUAAACUAAAAUCUGCCUGGCCCAGUUCGGAAGCGUCUAGUUGCUGGGUGCAGAGCUGGUCAAAAAACUGUUGCGCAGCUGCGCUUACACACAGGUUCGCACCCGAAGCCAUGACAGAGACCAAGACUGUGAUGCGGAAGCGCGUGUCGAAGGCGUGCGACAUAUGCCGCGCCAAGAAGAUUCGCUGCAAUGGCGAGGAACCAUGUGUGAAUUGCGAGAAGUUCAACCUGGGGUGCACGUACACUCACGUGAUUAAGAGGCGGCAAGCCGCACCCACGCGAGUGUCGAACCGCAAGCUCCUGGGAGACCUGAGUGCGCGGCUCCAGCGGCUGGAGCACGUCCUGGUGCGGAUGUCUGCACAGUUAGGCGGCGAGGCGUGGCGCGCGCCGGCGGAGACGGAGGUGGCGGAGGUGGAGGAGGAAGGCGAGAGCUCGGAGGAUUCGGAGGAGGAAUGGACGCCGCCCCGUGUGCAGAGGGCGGAUAGUGUGUCGUCGUACGAGAGCGCAUCGUCGGACGUAGCGCUCACGCGGCUGGUGCAGAAUGACAACAAGCCGGACACGUACUUCGGGACGCACACUUCGUUCUCGCUGUUCUCGCGGCGCGGAUUGCGGUGGCUCUAUCGUGUGCUGGGCGGCAGGAACGAGUUUUUGUUGCCGCUGCUGAAGCUGAACUCGUUCAUCAAGCACAACCAUGAGCAGUUCUACGACAAGUUCCUGGCUGCCGUCGAUGUGGCCGCGCUGCCAUCGUGGCCGGACAUGGAACGGUGCGAGAUGCUGCGGGACGUGUUUCUGCGUGACCUGCAGCCAACUUACUCCGUGGUCAGCCGCGAGGAGGUGUUGGCAGUCUUUGAGCGGCUGCGCUUCGUUUCGCCUGAGCAAUUGAGCAUCCCGGAGCAGCUACUACUGUGCACGGUGAUGCUCACCGCCGCGAUUGGAAUCGGCUUCCAGCAGGACGCCGACACAGCGCUGUGGGACACUGUGGCGAACCAGAUGCUCACUCGGACCGUCAACAUCGUGCAGACGACGUGGAUGAUGCCCAUGACCGACCCGGUAGGGUACAUGCAGGCGAUCAUCCUUCUUUCUGUGUACCUCGAGAAUUCGCCGGUGCCGCAGACGACGUAUCUGCAGCUCUCGUUCGCCAUCCGGCUCGGGCAGACCCUCGGUCUCCACCAGCGCGAGUCCUACAUGCACAUUAAGGACAUCGCGGAGCGCAACCGCCGGCUCAACGUGUGGUGGUGGUGCUACCGCUACGACAAGGUGCUGUCGGUGUGUACCGGCAGACCGAGCCUCAUCCACGAGCACGACAACACCGCGUUUAACGACUGGGACUAUUAUCAGCUGCUCAAGUGGCAGAUGAAGCCAGCCGAGGUCCUCGAUUCGCGCCCGUCCCCGCCAGCCGGCUUCGACCUUCCGGAGGCCCUGGAAAGCUUGCUCACCUUCGGUGCUCAGUCGCUCACGAACCUAAAUUACACUCUGAACUACCACCUGUACAAGCUGUACCGCAUCCAGAGCGAGACAUACACCAACUUAUCCUGCAACCGCGUGCCGUCGGGUGAAGAUAUCCAGAUUCGCAUGCGCCAUGUCAAUUACAUCCUGCAGUGUCUUGAUGGUUGGUGGGACUCCGUGCCCGAAAUGCUGCGUGCCCGCGAGGAGGUCGCGGACAUCGAGGCGAUUCAUACUCAGCUGUCCUCGAUGCGCAGAGAAGACGAAGAUCCCGAGCUAGUUGACCACAUUUUCUCUCGGAUUCUGUUGCUGUACCUUAACUACUAUUGGACCCGGAGCGGUGCGGUGCGCGCGCUGUUUCAUAUGCCACUUUCGCGCCUGCAGCCAUCUGAGGCCUCCAAGAUAAUUUUCCGCAAGUUGCCGGUGUUCGAGAACUCGUUCAAGAAUUCGGUCAGCAUGAUCAAACUGGUCAACUACAUGCUCACCCGCGACGCAGACCGCCUCCACGUAGAACCGCUGUUUGCGUACCUGGGCGGCUUUUUGUCGCUCGUAAGCAUCUCGUUUUUCUUGGAACGUUUUCCGCGCGACCAUAUCAUGCUUCUAGACAGCUGCUGCAAGGCGGCCAUAGCCCGUGCCCGGCACGGCACAACUACGGCCACCUGGAAAUGGACUAUUGUGUCGCUCAUAACAACGCACUUUCUGAAGCUCGCAGUCGACCGCUACAACGACUCAUGCGCGGACGACGGCCUCCCGUUGUCCACAAGCCAGUACGCCACGACGCUGCGCGAGCUGCAGCAGCAGCUUGUCAGCAGCUACAAAAAAAUAUACGCGUUCCUGGACAACUUCGAGCGCGAGUCCCGCGAAUCUGCCGCCAUGCGCCAGUGCGACGAAGUGCUGCGGCAGCCGCUGGACGACUGGUUCAACCUCGAUCUUGGCGCACACGAUGUGGGUGCCGUCCCCGACCCCCUCCUGGCCACCCUCUCCAUGCCCGCCCCCGAGCCCGACCACACGCUGCCCGCGGACCCGCUGGCCUACGCAGAGCCCGACUUCCCGCUCGACUCCUUCUUCAUGAACGACUAUACCUUCAGCAUGCCGGGCUUCUUCGGCCAGUGA